Molecule: messenger RNA, 1122 nt
Organism: Drosophila busckii
Lineage: Eukaryota; Metazoa; Arthropoda; Insecta; Diptera; Drosophilidae
Product: cathepsin L1
Exons: 2
Coding region: 36-1100 (354 amino acids)
Cellular component (GO): lysosome
Molecular function (GO): cysteine-type endopeptidase activity
Source: RefSeq, a predicted model, not a curated record
UCAGCUAACAACAACAGCUAACAGCCAACAGCCAAAUGAUGUGGAAAUGUAAAUGGGAGACAUUUCAACUGAUGCGACUGCUGCUGGUGCUGAGCAUUUUAAGUGCCGUCUCAUGCCAAGUGCUGCAGUCAUUUCCCAAGCUCUGCGAUGUGCGCAAUUUCGACGACUUUCUGCAAAAGACUGGCAAGAGCUAUGUGGAUGAGCGGGAGCGGGAUUAUCGCGAGAGCAUCUUUCUGGCCAAGAAGUCGCUGGUGGACUUGACCAACACUCGUGCAGGCGGCUACAAGCUGAGCCUCAACAUCUUGGCGGAUAUGACGCGCAAAGAAGUUGUCACGCUGCUGGGCUCCAAGAUCUCAACGCAGGGCGAGGAACUCACCGGGCGUCACAUAAACUUUGUGCCAGCCACAACAAUUGAGUUGAGUGACAAUCUGCCGGAUGCGUUUGAUUGGCGUGUAGAGGGCGGCGUGACGGCGGCGGGAUUUCAAGGUGUGGGCUGUGGCUCUUGCUGGUCGUUUGCCACGACGGGCGCACUGGAGGGUCAUCUGUUCCGGCGCACUGGUCUGCUGGUGCCGCUGUCGCAGCAAAAUCUGAUGGACUGUGCCGACGACUACGGCAACAUGGGCUGCGACGGCGGCUUCCAGGAGUACGGCUUCGAGUAUAUACGCGAUCAUGGGAUUACACUGGCCAACAAGUAUCCCUAUGUGCAGUACGAGAUGCAGUGCAAACAAAAUGAAACCGCUGGGCGCUAUCCACGCGAGAGUCUCGUCAAGAUUCGCGACUAUGCGCGCAUUGAUCCAGGCGAUGAGCAAAAGAUGAAGCAGGUGAUUGCCACGCUGGGACCGCUGGCCUGCUCGAUGAAUGCAGGCGCCAUAUCCUUUGAACAAUACGAUGGCGGCAUCUACGACGAUGAGGAGUGCAAUGCCGACGAUGUUAACCACUCGGUUGUAGUGGUGGGCUAUGGCUCCGAGAACGGACGCGACUAUUGGAUUGUCAAGAACUCGUACUCGGAGAACUGGGGCGAGUCCGGCUUCAUGCGCUUGCCACGCAAUGCAAACAGCUUUUGUGGCAUUGCUAGCGAAUGCAGCUAUCCCAUACUUUGAAGCCAACACUCACAUUGAAGCU